CCCUUUUCUCUGCAUCGGUCUUAGGGUUUUUGAAUAGCCCCUCUCUCACUUUCCUGUCAACCCCAAAUCUCUCUGGAUAUCUCACCAGAAGUAUUGUAUAGAUAUGGGGACGAAAGCAAAAAAGAAAUCAAUAGUGAAGAAUUUGAGGAAGGCCUCUGCGCAAUUCUCUGCUUCCAAAGACGAUAGUCCUGAUUUUGUGCCGUUGGAGGGUGGUCUGGCGCGGAAGAUUUCGAAGAUUGAAGAAAGGGAGAAUAAAGCAACUGUCUUAUAUAUUGGAAGAAUUCCACAUGGAUUUUAUGAGAAUGAAAUGGAAGGUUUCUUUAAGCAAUUUGGUACAAUCAAGAGACUCAGAAUAGGAAGGAAUAGGAAGGUUUGUUCUUUUAACUUUUAUUAGUCAUGUAUUCAUUUUUGUGUU
Molecule: messenger RNA, 415 nt
Organism: Olea europaea var. sylvestris
Lineage: Eukaryota; Viridiplantae; Streptophyta; Magnoliopsida; Lamiales; Oleaceae
Exons: 4
Coding region: 104-394 (96 amino acids)
Biological process (GO): maturation of LSU-rRNA from tricistronic rRNA transcript (SSU-rRNA, 5.8S rRNA, LSU-rRNA)
Cellular component (GO): nucleolus
Molecular function (GO): RNA binding
Source: RefSeq, a predicted model, not a curated record